GAUUUCGCUAAUCUUAGAAACGUAGAGACCACAAUCCUUAAAGGAUACUGGGAUAUUUUUUUUCUUUUUUUUUUGCCAUCCUAGCUCAGGCCGCUGUUUUACACGUCGACGGAAUUGAUGCUGCUUGGCUGGAGUCCUCUAGGCCGCCUCUGUUUUAGCAAAGCGCCUCCUCCGGCCCGUUCUUUCCCCACCCUCUCAUCGUAGCGUGCAACCUCGAAGUGCAGCUUUUUUUCUCCCUUUUGCACAAUUGUGCCAUCGGGGAAGAUCAUGAAUGUGUUAUGCCUUAUCUUCGCCUUGAGUUCUUGGGGGGUUCACACCUUGGGAGACCCCGGCCCCUUAGAGGAUGUUGUCAUUGAUAGAUACUACAUCCCCAAAGUGUGCUUGCGAGAAGUUCAGAUGGGUGACUUCGUCCGCUACCAUUACAAUGGGACCUUUCAAGACGGCACCAAGUUUGACUCCAGCUAUGACCGUGGUGCUACUGUGGUAGGUAUCGCAGGUGUGGGACGACUCAUCACUGGCAUGGACAGGGGCCUGCAGGGCAUGUGUGUGAAUGAGAGGAGGCAUCUCAUUGUGCCACCACACCUUGGCUAUGGCAGCAUCGGUGUUGCUGGUCUCAUCCCACCAGACACCACCCUCUAUUUUGAUGUCAUCUUGCUUGACAUUUGGAACAAAGAAGACAAGUUGCAGAUCACCAUCCUCCACAAGUCACAACAAUGUAAUCGCACAGUGGAGAAUUCAGAUUUUGUGCGUUACUACUACAACGGCACACUUCUGGAUGGAACCCCCUUUGAUUCAAGCUAUGGAAAAGACAAUACUUAUGACACCUAUGUGGGUUCAGGCUGGCUAAUCAAAGGUAUGGACGAAGGCUUGCUAGGGAUGUGUCCUGGAGAGAAGCGGCAAAUAGUCAUGCCUCCUUUCCUGGCCUAUGGAGAGAAAGGCUAUGGUACGGUCAUCCCCCCAGAAGCAUCUUUGGUUUUUUAUGUUCUUCUGGUGGACUUGCACAAUCCAAAAGAUAGUAUCUUCUUGGAGCACUUGGAAGUGCCAGCAUCAUGCAGACGCAAGGCUGUGACUGGAGAUUUUGUGCGGUACCAUUAUAAUGGCACUUUAAUGGAUGGGACCCUCUUCGAUUCCAGUUAUUCACGGAAUCAUACUUAUGACACUUACAUUGGAAAAGGCUAUAUCAUCCCUGGAAUGGAUCAAGGACUACAAGGGGUCUGCAUUGGUGAAAGAAGACGAAUAAAAAUUCCUCCCCACCUAGCCUAUGGAGAAAGUGGGGCAGGGAACAAGAUACCAGGCUCAGCUGUACUUAUAUUUGAUGUCCAUGUCGUUGAUUUCCACAACCCCACAGAUUCCGUAGAGAUAGAGACCAUCUUCCGCCCUGUAGACUGUAACGUCACUGCUCAGGAUAGAGACUUUGUUCGCUAUCAUUAUAACUGCUCACUUCUGGAUGGCACCAAGCUUUUCUCCUCGCAUGAUUAUGAACAUCCUCAAGAAGCUACCCUGGGUACCAGUAAAAUAAUUGAAGGCUUGAACAAUGGCCUACUGAGCAUGUGUGUGGGAGAGAAGAGGAUUGUCAUUGUUCCUCCACAUUUGGGGCAUGGUGAAAAUGGUGCCCGGGGUGUACCUGGAAGUGCUGUUCUUCGCUUUGACUUAGAACUUUUACACUUGGAAGUUGGUGUUCCAGAAGGUUAUUUGUUCAUCUGGCAUGGUGACCCACCACAAAAUCUAUUUGAAGCCAUGGAUCUGAAUAAAAACGGUGAAGUCCCAUCAGAAGAGUUCUCCACAUUCAUUAAGUCCCAGAUUGCAGAAGACAAAGGUCAUCUGAUUCCAGGCAUUGAUCCAGAAAAAGUAAUCACAGACAUGUUUCAGAAUCAAGACAGGAAUAAGGAUGGGAAGAUCACAUUAGAGGAAUUGAAGCUUAAGUCAGAUGAGGAUCAAGUUAAACAUGAGGAACUUUGAAUUAUAAAGAGUCCCUUUUUAAAAAAUGCUCCCAUUUGGUGGUCCUUUCCCUAUUUAUGGGAGCAAAUUGGCCUCUAAUCACUGCUAUACUGGAUAUAGGAAGCCAGUAGUUUUUUUUCCUCAUUUGGUUUUGCUUUGACUAUAUAUUAUUGGAAAUGAGUUAAAUGAGAAACAAAACCCAGUGGACUAAAUGAAUGAUGAUAAAUCUCCCAAUUCACUGGUUGCAUAUCCUUCCUGAAACAUUCUUCCAUCUCAAUUGAAUUAUGUGUAUAGCACAUUGUCUUACCCAGAAAUCAUGACAUUAAAACAAACAUUCUGCUUGGGAUCUGUGCAUUCAGCUGUCCAAAUCAGGGUUGAAUUCACUAUCAGAAAACCCAGACUGGCUUAUUGGAACCAAAUAAGCAGUAUCAGAACUCUGUAUUCACUAACUAUUUUUAGGUUUUUAAGGGAAACACAACCCAAAUUUCUUUUUGGUAUAAAUUAGAAUAAGCAGACAUUUUUUAAAAAUAGAUUCCUGCAUGAUGGUUAAAGGAUUUAAUUGGUUCAGUCUUAUAAUUUUAUCUUUGAAUUCUGCUGUUAAAGGACAGGGUUUGGAUCAAUACUAAUCUUGAAAAUCCAGUGUCUUGAUCAGAAGGGCAUGAUCAUAAUUUACUUUCCUUAAACCAGCUUUGGUUGUAUUUUUGCCUAAUGGGGAUCUAUGAUUAACUGAUAAAAUUAAAAUCCUUUAACUGUUAAAAUUCUUGAAGCAACCAGUCCACCAUAAAAAACUGACUGGUAAAAAUAAUGUAUUUUUAUGGCAGGCAAUUGGACUGUUAAUAUCAGUGACUUUGUUGGUCAAAAGGAUGUUAGUCUUAAUUUGAUAUCAGUUAGUUACUCAACCUCACUCCAACCCCCAGUACCGCUAUAUAAUAAGUACUAAUACGAAGGCUAAAGUAAGUUAGGAAAACCUGUGCACAUCCAUGUCUGAGAUACUGAGGUACAGGUUUCAACUGAAUCAUUAAAAUUCUCAAAAACAACAUGCAAUAAUUUCUUUCAAGCAACAAGCAAAAGUACAGGGCACUUAUAGUUAUAUUGACAUGUUUUCUGAAGGACAGAACUCAUAAGUCCUAUUUGUAAUGUUUGCACACAAUAUACAGAUAGCUGCAUUGACACUCACAAACAAUUUCUCCAAGCUGGUGUCUUAUAGAAAUAUAUGGAUUUCAGUUGUCAUGCCUUUUUCUAUCUGAGUAACUGAUUUUCUCUCCUGCGCUUCAAGUUGUACAUUAAGUCAUUCAAGAAAGUCCUAACAUAGCAGUCACUUGUUUUGAAAGCACUUAGGUCACCAAUGGAGCAAAUAUUUAUCAUUACACAGAGGGUACAAAAUUAAAAUGUCUCUUGUGUUUCACCCACCUAAAAAUAGUCUAGGGCCCAUUAUCUUUUACUGAAGAGAACAUUCAGAAAUGUACAGUAUCUAGAAUUAUUUUGAAUAAACCAUAAUGUUAAAGAUUGAAA
Molecule: messenger RNA, 3450 nt
Organism: Thamnophis sirtalis
Lineage: Eukaryota; Metazoa; Chordata; Lepidosauria; Squamata; Natricidae
Gene: FKBP10
Product: FKBP prolyl isomerase 10
Cellular component (GO): endoplasmic reticulum
Molecular function (GO): peptidyl-prolyl cis-trans isomerase activity; calcium ion binding
Source: RefSeq, a predicted model, not a curated record